UUCAUCUCCCACUAAACCUUCAUGCUUGUCAACCGGAGUUUUUCAUUUGGUCUCUCUCUCUCUCUCUCUCUUCCUCUCACUACAGUCUUCCACUCAACCCCUCAUUCCAUUUGCGAACUUCCUGAUCAGAAUGAGCACUUCAGAAAUCAUAGAUUUAUGCAGUGAUGAUGAAUUGGGCGAGUCGGGUAUGGAAAACUGCAGAAGGGAGGCUGAGCCUGGCUUUGAGUCUGCACCCUCAGACUCGGUAUGUCCAACACCGAUUUGUAAGCAAUUUUGGAAAGCGGGAGACUACGAAGUAGGGAAGGGAAAGGGGAACCAAGCUGCAAAUCAGUAUGGAAUAAACCGUAUGCACAUACAUCCUAAGUUCCUUCACUCAAAUGCCACUUCACAUAAGUGGGCUUUUGGAGCCAUGGCAGAGUUGCUCGACAAUGCAGUUGAUGAGAUACAUAAUGGAGCUACUUUUGUUAGCAUAGACAAGAUGUCGAUCCCACGGCAUGGGAAUACAGCUUUGGUAAUUCAAGAUGAUGGUGGCGGAAUGGACCCUGAAGCUUUAAGGCGCUGCAUAAGUUUUGGAUUUUCAGAUAAGAAAUCAGAGUUCACCAUUGGACAAUAUGGAAAUGGCUUCAAGACCAGCUCUAUGAGACUUGGAGCAGAUGUUAUUGUCUUCAGUCGCCACAUGGAGUCAAGGAAACUGACUCAAAGUGUUGGACUCCUUUCUUAUACAUUUUUGACUCGAAUGGGCUACAACAAGAUAGUUGUUCCAGUGGUGGAUUAUGAGUUUGAUUCAUCAGCUGGAACAUUUGGCCCCAUAAUUCUGCAUGAUGACGACCAUUUUUAUUCUAAUCUGACCAUGCUGUUGCAGUGGUCUCCUUAUUCAACAGAAGAGGAGCUGCGGAAGCAAUUUGAUGAUAUAGGGGAUCAUGGAACAAAAAUUGUCAUUUACAAUCUUUGGCUAAAUGAUGAUGGGGAUAUGGAACUAGAUUUUAAUUCUGAUCCUGAGGAUAUUUGUAUUAAUGGCGACAAAGAACUUGGCAAUUUGAAACGUCAUGUUCAGCAUGUUGCUCACCUGUAUCGGCACUCUCUCCGUGCAUAUGCAUCAGUCCUGUAUAGGCAGCUACCACAGUACUUUCAGAUAAUUUUGCGUGGACAAGAUGUUGAGCGCCGUAAUGUUGCCUUUUAUCUCAAUUUUGUUGAGUUCAUCAAGUAUAGGCCGAAAACUGAAGGAACUAUCAAGUAUAGGCCGACAACUGAUGGAAAUCUGGAGCUUGAAUAUAUUACCGCAAUAGGAUUUUGGAAGGAAGCUGCACGUGCUAAUAUUCAUGGUUUCAAUAUCUACCAUCGGAAUCGCCUGAUACUGCCAUUUUGGCGUGUACUUAAACAAAUGACAGGCAAUACCGGGAGAGGAGUUGUCGGUGUCCUGGAACCAAAUUUUAUUCAGCCUACUCACAAUAAGCAAGAUUUUGAAAAAACUUCCCUCUUCCACAAGCUUGAAGAUCGUUUAAAGCAAAUGACGGUGGAGUACUGGAAGAAAUAUUCCAAAGUCGCCGGUUAUCAGACUGUGAAAAAAGUUCGUUCUAAGAGACUGCGUCGUCCAAAAUCACCUUCUUCAAGAACUAGAAAUUCUUUGCACCUAGCUUUGUUACUGAAUCACGGUUCUCAUGAAGCAUCUUCUGGUGCAGCGGGAUCCUUAGAAGAUCCCCAAGUAGCCGUAUCAGAUGCUUCAUCCAGUGGACUGCAAAUAACAGCAGAUAUCUCCUCAGAAGGAAACGUCAAAAAGAGGAAGGAUCUUGAUACGCCAUUGGAACCACAACUUGCGAAAAGGCACACAGGACAUGAUGGAACUGAUGUCCAGUACAUUACUCAACAGUCUGAGAAUAGCAUCGAGAACACGAAGCAAAUUUCACAGAAGAUAAUUUUGAUUCGAGAAAACAGAAGGCUUCGGUCAGAGAUGCUCGCGGCGGAAAAACGGAUUGAAGAACUUAACUUGAAGAUGCAACAACGUAUGCGUGAACUCAAGGAUGAGCAGCGACGCGGAGGUGAACUGGAGAAUGAACUUACUCAGUUUUUGAUUCAAUCAUACGCAUAGAGCAACAUUUGUGCCAGAUCGAGGCGAAGGAGGAGGACGGUGAAACACUUGUUUCUGUAGAGUUGACUGGAAUUUACAUAAACCCUAACCAUACACACAAAGAAUGCGGCAGUUUCUGUUCUUUUAGAUUUGUAUAUUGCAGUAGAAUCUCACCCCUAAUGAAAGAUAUUUCCGGCUUGAAUUAA
Messenger RNA from Pyrus x bretschneideri (Chinese white pear), 2271 nucleotides. Its product is annotated as protein MICRORCHIDIA 6. The transcript is spliced from 21 exons. Gene Ontology annotation, molecular function: ATP hydrolysis activity. The record is from RefSeq and is a predicted model, not a curated record. Lineage: Eukaryota; Viridiplantae; Streptophyta; Magnoliopsida; Rosales; Rosaceae. Bases 131 to 2086 code for a protein of 651 amino acids. Gene Ontology annotation, cellular component: nucleus.